Gorilla gorilla gorilla (western lowland gorilla) is the source of this 4054-nucleotide messenger RNA. It is a transcript of the gene BRME1, whose product is annotated as break repair meiotic recombinase recruitment factor 1. The transcript is spliced from 8 exons. The record is from RefSeq and is a predicted model, not a curated record. Gene Ontology annotation, biological process: double-strand break repair involved in meiotic recombination. NCBI's taxonomy places the organism in Eukaryota, Metazoa, Chordata, Mammalia, Primates, Hominidae. Bases 8 to 2266 code for a protein of 752 amino acids.
GUCGCGCAUGCGCGAGGCGGGACCUCGCGGGGCGCGGGAAAGAGGCAGAGCGCGCGCAGGUGUGAGGGGCGGCGACAUCUGUGGGGUUGAAAGCGUCCGUCAGUCACCGACGGGCUCCGGCUUCACGUGGGCUCUCGGCCUGUGGAGUCCUCACUUUUCGGUGGUCGGCGUAGUGUCAGUGUGGGGCUUGUCACCGGGAGCGGGGUCUACAGCGCCCACCCUCAGGCCUUUCCAUCUUUCACCUCCCGACUCGAGGCCUCCAGCCUUCUGUGAGGGCCAAUUUGGCCAUUUAUUUUUUCUAAAAAGAGUAACGCGGAUAAUUCAAGCGACUUAUUCCCAACUGAUCCAGGCAGAGCUCGUUUCUGAUAAGGACAGAGGGUCCUCAGCGACUUCUGUGGCCCAGAUUUCUCAAGGGGAAGAUAAAAUGACUAAGAGGAAGAAGCUGCGGACCUCAGGAGAGGCACUCUGUCCUCCAAAACUCCUAAAGAACCCAAGGCUAGGAGACUUCGAUGGGGACCCCCAGAGUUCCAUGUUGGGCUGUUUACAUCACCCUGAGGAGCCAGAGGGCAAAUUGGGACCUGUUCCCUCUACACAGCAGCACGGGGAGGAACCAGGAAAGGCCGUCUCCAGCUCCCCUGUUGAGGAAACAGGAUCUCCCUGCCGGCUCCUCCGUCAACCAGAAAAGGAGCCAGCUCCCAUUCCUCCUUCCCAGAACUCAUUCGGGAGGUUUGUUCCCCAGUUUGCAAAAUCCAGGAAGACAGUGACAAGAAAAGAAGAGAUAAAGGAUGAGGACCGUGGGAGUGGGGCCUUUAGCCUGGAAACAAUCGCAGAGUCCAGCGCCCAGAGUCCAGGAUGCCAGCUGCUAGUGGAGACCCUGGGGGUCCCCCUCCAGGAGGCCACGGAGCUGGGGGACCCAACGCAGGCAGACAGUGCCCGCCCUGAGCAGAGCAGCCAGAGCCCUGUGCAGGCGGUGCCCGGCAGUGGGGAUUCUCAGCCUGAUGACCCUCCAGACAGGGGGACGGGGUUGUCCGCCUCACAGAGGGCCAGCCAAGACCACCUGUCAGAACAAGGGGCCGAUGACAGCAAGCCUGAGACAGACAGGGUUCCAGGUGAUGGUGGCCAAAAGGAACACCUACCAAGCAUUGAUUCUGAAGGGAAGAAGCCAGACAGAGGAGCCCCCCAGGAGGGAGGGGCCCAAAGGACAGCAGGGGCUGGCCUUUCUGGAGGGCCCCAGGAGGAGGGAGACGGUGUCCCCUGUACCCCAGCAUCAGCUCCUACCUCAGGCCCUGCUCCAGGACUGGGCCCUGCCUCUUGGUGCCUGGAACCCGGGUCUGUGGCCCAGGGUUCCCCUGACCCCCAGCAGACCCCCAGCAGGAUGGGUAGGGAAGGGGAAGGGACUCACAGCAGCCUGGGAUGCUCCUCCCUCGGGAUGAUUGUCAUCGCAGACCUGAGCACAGGCCCCACUGAGCUGGAAGAGAGGGCUCUGGAGGUGGCUGGGCCCGAUGGGCAGGCCAGUGCCAUAUCACCUGCCUCUCCCAGGAGGAAGGCCACUGAUGGAGGCCACAGGAGGGCCUUGCCAGGCUGCACCUCGCUCACUGGGGAAACCACAGGAGAAAGUGGGGAGGCAGGGCAGGAUGGCAAGCCCCCCGGCGAUGUCCUAGUGGGCCCUACAGCCUCCCUGGCUCUGGCACCCGGGAGCGGAGAGUCCAUGAUGGGUGCUGGAGAUUCCGGUCAUGCAUCCCCGGACACAGGUCCAUGUGUCAAUCAGAAGCAGGAGCCAGGUCCUGCUCAAGAGGAAGCCGAGUUAGGUGGCCAGAACCUCGAACGAGACCUCGAGGGGCUCCGUGUGUCCCCGCAAGCCUCUGUUGUGCUGGAACACAGAGAAAUAGCAGACGACCCUCUCCAGGAGCCCGGGGCUCAGCAGGGCAUUCCAGACACCACCUCAGAGCUGGCAGGGCAGCGAGACCACCUGCCUCAUUCUGCAGACCAGGGCACCUGGGCAGACUCUUUAGCUGUGGAACUCGACUUCCUGCUGGACAGCCAGAUACAGGAUGCCCUGGACGCCUCUGACUUCGAAGCCCCACCUGAGCAGCUCUUUCCUUCGGGGAACAAGCCGGGCCCUUGCUGGCCGGGCCCCAGCUCACGUGCCAAUGGAGACCCUGUUGCAGUGGCCAAGGCCCAGCCAAGCAGAGGGCGGCUCUGUCCGUGCCUCCUGCCCUCACUCCCUGUGACUUGUACCUGCUGUGCCACUGGCCACCUCCCUUAGCCACACACACAGCCUGCACGUGGACCAGAGGCAGUUCAUCAGAGCGGCCCACUGUGGUUUGAGUGAAGAGCCGGGAGGGUUCACAUCUGAAUCUCCGACAGCGUCCCAGGGCCAAUGCAGCUCCCCUCCCCACCGCCCUGGAUGUCUGGAAGCUCCCAGAGGGCCCCGGGUCUGGUUUGGUGGCUUGAGGCUGAAUGACACACAUAAGAGGCUAAGACCCAGGGGCUGCCAGACACCUCAGGGUGACCAAGGCAGGAGCAGCAGGACAGCAGUUUCCAUAGUGACAGCCCCGGAGGUGCUGUGAAGCCUGGGGCAUGGGCGGGUUUAGGGCGGGUGGCCCCCACUUACCCGCCUGGCCACCUGUACUGCCCGUGUCUGAGAGCGGCACCUGUUCUGUGGGGUGGGGGAGGUGUUCUGUGGCUCCUUGGCUCUUCUGUGAUUUUUUUUUUUUUUUUUUUUUUGAGACACAGUCUUACUCCCAUCACCCAGGCUGGAGUGCAGUGGCGCAACCUCAGCUCACUGCAGCCUCGAUCUCCCAGGCUCGCAUGAUUCUCCCACUUCAGCCCCCUAAGUAGCUGGGACUACAGGUACCUGCCACCACACCCAGCUAAUUUUGUAUAUUUUUUUUAGAGAUGGGAUUUUGCCGUGUUGCCCAGGCUGGUCUCAAACUCCUGGAUUCAAGUAAUCCACCUGCCUCAGCCUCACAAAGUGGUGGAAUUACAGGCAUGAGCCAUCGUGCCUGGCAGGAUAUUUUUUAGAUAGAGUCUUGCUCUGUUGCCCAGGCUGGUGUGCAGGAUCAUAGCUUACUGUAGCCUCCAUCUCCCAGGCUCAACUGAUCCUCCCACUUCAUCCUCCUGAGUAGCUGGGACUACAGGCGCGCACCAGUAUGCCUGGCUAAUUUUGUAUUAUUUGUAGAGAUGGGGGUCUCACUACAUUGCCGAGGCUGGUCUUGAAUUCCUGGGUUCAAGCCAUCCUCCCGCCUUGACCUCCCAAACCUUCCAAGGAUAUGAAUGCCAUCUGGGCCGGCUUUUCUAGCACUGCCCUGGGUGCUGGGGAGGCAGUGUGGGACAAAACACAGAGUUGAAUGCUACUGGGGGAUUCGGGGUGUGGGGACAUGAGAGACAGCAGAUUAGAUAGUCAGAUGGCAGAGUGUUGGGGAAAAAAAGGCAGCGGAGAAGGGGUUAAAAUGUAAGGAGGAAUCAGAGAAGCCACCACCCACCACCAGGAGGAGACAUUUGGGAAAGAACAUUCCAGAAUCCUGAGAGGUGCUCAAGGAAUAGCCAGAAGUCUAGUGUGGCUAGAGCAGAGGGGAGGGGAGAAGCGGGGGAUGAGGGGAGGGCACGGGGCAGGCAGGUGGUGCACAGCUGUGGGAGGAGAGGGCUUGCCUCUGAGCUAGGUUUCCAAGUUCACAGCCCCCAGUGCCUGUGGGGGACAAGCCACAGGGGCAGGAGCUAGGGAGGCGGUGGCAGCAGCGUCCUGAGAGGGCAGGGCAGGUAGGGGAGAAGCGGUUGGGUUCUGGGCCUGCUGGGCAGUGGAGCCAGCUGGGUUGGCCAUCAGGGUUCUGUUGUGAACAGAGGAGGACAGGCUGGACACCUGGAAAAGAUGGCGCGAGGCCCUGCGGAAGCCCCUCCCACUGGAGAGCUCUGGUAGUCCAGUGAGGUCUGGACACUCUCAAUUUCCUUCCCUGCUGGCCAGGACCUUCGUGGGGAUCCAGGCCUCUGAGGCCUCCAGGAUGGAGGAUGCCACCAACGUCGUGCGUGGCCUCAUCGUUGAGCUCUCCAACCUGAA